Rhagoletis pomonella (apple maggot) is the source of this 3934-nucleotide messenger RNA. RefSeq names its product USP6 N-terminal-like protein (gene RN-tre). The record is from RefSeq and is a predicted model, not a curated record. The transcript has 5 exons. Bases 904 to 2838 code for a protein of 644 amino acids. Lineage: Eukaryota; Metazoa; Arthropoda; Insecta; Diptera; Tephritidae.
GUUGUCAAAAAUUCUUUCCGAGUGGUUUUCACAGUUCUGUUGUGCUGGAGAAAUUGCAAUAAUUAAUAAAUUCGUUGGAAAUUAUGUGUAAAUAGUCCAAUAGAAUGGUUGCAAAAUAUACAAGAAAUAUCGAAAUAUUGAUAAAAGUGUAAUAAAAUUAACAGCGAUAUAGUUUAGUGGGAAAAGGAAGUAAAAGAAAAGUGGAUGCAGGAGUACGCAGUCCAGCGAAUGGAGAGAAAUUUUGAUGAUUGGCAAAAUGCUUGUGCGUGUAUCAGUUUGCGCACGAAUAAAAAAGCAAAGGAAGUUGAAGCGAUAAGAAAUAUAUAAAAAUAUUUGAGUAUUUCUUUCCUAUAGCAAUUAACAUAAAAAACGUAAGGCUAUUCUCUAAAUUUCACAAAUUAUGUGAAGAAAUGUAUACAAAGCGGUAGUCUUGCUGAACUUGAUCUGAUUGGCAGCAACUAGAGCAUUAACUGCCUUCACGCUAAAGCGGGGGCGUCAAAUUUCAUGGCUUGUGUGCCACCGUGCAAAAAUCUAAAUAUUUGAGUGUAAUUCCCGAGGUAAUUAAAACCCGGUUGUUGUAAGAGGCACCGUGAGCUCAACAAUUACAUCAAUGACCAAAAACUUCCGAGGACCCAAAACUUUAGUACAAUAAAAUAAAAGCAAUUCCAAAUUUCCAAAUAUAUAACCAUAAUACAUCCCCUGGACCAAGUUACUACAUAUAUCAAUCAUUAUACAUACUUUGAGAUACAUUUUCUUUUUGGGCUACGAAUAUUUCGGCUUUCCAACGCAUACAAUUCGAUUUACGGCAGCCUUCAGUGCCAGUGGCUAUCGCCUAUCCCCGCCAGCACAACUCCCUGCCUUGCAACAAACCAAAAGAAAUAAAAGAAAACAAAAAUUGCCAACAUGAAUUCAACUAUGCACGUCAAUAGCGUCACUAUCAUCACCAGUAACAGCAAUAGCUAUAAUCACACCAACAGCGCCAACACCAACAAUAUAACGAACACAACCAACAGCAAUGUAAAUAAUACAAACAACUUGCCUGCCACUGCACCCGCCGCUACAAACUAUACAACAACUACGCACAUAACGACAAGUAGCGAUUCAGCGGCUUCAACCGCAGCGGCCGCUGGAGGGGAUACCGUAAAUACUCCGCCGUUAACCAAUAACAUCAGCAGAAAGAAUAUAUCGGCGCUCGACGAUCAAGAGGCGUUGCUGCAACGUGCAGCCGAUGAACGUGAAGCAAUUUUCAAUCGCUACUCACUAGGUUUGGAUCCUAAGAAUGUGGUUGACCCUUGGGAGAAUCCCACAUUUGAGUUAUAUCACAUUACGGACAAAUAUGGCUUCAUGCACGACUCCCGCCUGCCUGAUACCCGCGACUCACAGGAGCUGCAGCGAACCAAAAUUGAAUUGGAGCGCGACAAGAAAUGGGUGAAAAUGCUUGCCAAUUGGAAUCCCAACAACGAGAAGGUGCGACGACGUGUCUUCAAAGGUAUACCGGAUCGUAUGCGUUGGCCAGCAUGGAAAAAGUUGCUGAAUGUUGACGAAUUAAUAGCGGCCAAUCGUGAUACAUAUGCGUCUAUGUUAGCAUUGGCGCGCAAAUACUCCACCGAGGUGCGACAAAUCGAUUCUGAUGUGAAUCGCCAAUUUCGUGAUAAUCUCGCUUACCGCCAGCGGUAUAGCGUUAAGCAGUGCUCUCUAUUUAAUGUGCUAAAUGCGUAUAGCAUAUAUAAUCCAGAAUUGGGUUAUUGCCAAGGUAUGGCUUGCUUGGCUGGUGUGCUCUUACUCUAUAUGCAAGAGGAGGAGGCAUUUUGGGCACUCAAUCAAUUGAUCUUUGAUCGGAAGUAUGCUAUGCAUGGUUUAUUUAUUGAGGGCUUCCCAAAAUUGACGCGCUUCCUAGAACAUCACGAUCGGAUAUUAUCGAAGUUGAUGCGCAAGCUGCAUCAGCAUUUUAUGAAGCACAAUGUCGAUGCCAUUUUGUAUUCGAUCAAGUGGUUCUUUGUGAUCUUUGUGGAGCGGAUACCAUUUAGUUUAGCUUUACGCGUUUGGGACAUCUACCUGUUGGAGGGUGAGCGUGUCGUCACCGCCAUGGCCGUUACUAUACUCUAUUUGCACAAGCACGAUUUAUUGCGUCUCAACGAUAUGGAUUCAAUUAUUGAAUACUUACAAGUGAAAUUGCAUAAAAAUUUCGGCUACAACGAUGACUACGUAAUCGAAGCACUCGAACGUAUGUUGAAGAAAUUAAAGGAGUUAAAAUUGGAUAUAGCGCCACCGCCAAAGGCCAACGAAUUUCCCGCCCGACCAUUGGGACAAUUUGUGGAGGCUGAUGUUGAGAAGAAGAUCGGCCGGCGACGUUCUGAAUAUACCGAUACGGAAAAGCAAGUUAUAACUGAUGUGAUAUUGAGAUCUGAGCAAAAUGCAGUAGAAGUACAAUCAACCAUGUCGUACGAGACCUCUGAAUGUGCUACCGGUGAUGCAUAUUCAAUGAAAACGUAUCGAAGUAUCACUAGUUUAGCCACCUCACCGGCUGUUAGCAGUUAUUCACUAUAUAGUAAUGGAUUUGUUGUCACCACCAACAAUAAAAUUUACAAUGACAUUGACAAUAACGCAUACAAUAACGGUCAGAAUAAGAUCGGCGGCCACAACAGUCAGAGUCACAGUCACAGUCAUAAUUAUAGGCACAGUAAUAGCUAUAGUUAUAGCCAUACAGCGUUACCGUUACUAAAUCAUACGGACGUUGAAGUUGACUAUCCGAACAUUGAUGAUGAUUUACCGCCAGACUUUAACGAAAAUGCUGACAUAGACGACGAUGAGCUCAGCGUACAAAAUACUCGGUUAUAAAAAAAAAAAAAUAUGUACUUAUGUAUGUAUAUGCAAAAAUUUAGUUAUUCCAUAUUUAGAAGCAUACUUUAUUUAAGUAUAGUAAUAAAUACACACAUACAUACAUACAUACAUACACAAUAUGCCAAUUUAUUAAAACGUAAGUUUAAAUAUUCUAAUGGAUUCUUGUAUGUAUUCGUAUUAAUGCAUUUAUUAAUUGAAAAAAUUGAAAGCAUCUAGAAAAAAAUGCUCUGAGAGAAAUUCUUUUCUUAAGUAUGCAGCAUAGUAUAUCCACGCGUUUUUAGUUAAAUUCAUUAGCAUUGUCUCGUAUUUUUGUAUUAUGCUUUUUUUAUAAAUAUUUGCAAAUGCAAAUAAUAUGUAUGAAAUUUUUGCUUAAAUUAAUCUUAUAAAUAUAGCUUGUUCAUAUGUAUAUGAAUUUUUUGUAAACUUUUGAAUCUCCUCAGAAAUUGUUUUCCGCUAAUGCUAUUACCUUCAAGACUUAUACAAAUUUAUGGUAACAUUCCCUUAUCUCUACAGUAUUUCCCUCUUUUAUUUAUUUUUUUUUUUAAGUGAAAAUGGUACUGAAUUUUUAAAAUUUAGGCGAGGGUGAACUGAAAAGUGGAAGUACUCGGCAAGCUAACAACACUCUUGCGAUUCAAACUGAAUUUUUGUCUCUUAAUUCAAAUACGUUUAGUCCGAGAAUUCGAACGAUAUGGGUAUGAAUUCGUAGUCUUUAUUAAUCAAAAUCUUGUCGUCUUGCUUCUCAUAUCAUGAAUUUGACUCCGCAGAACUUUUUUUCAGUCUUUAGUCAAGCCGCCUUCCGUCCAAAAGUACUUUUUCUUAUGAUUUUAUUGCCUUUUCGUUUCUAAAAGGGAUUAGCCUUCGGCAGGUAUGGGCAAAUAUCUGUGUGUAUUUCUGCCGGGUGAAGGCAACAAAUAAAAACAGCUGGCGUUUGGAAAACUAUUGAUCUUUCACAUUAAGAGCAUAAAAUCAAAAUGCUCUCUACGAUUUUUAGAAUAAAUUUAACCAGAACUCUUCCUAGAUUAUGUACAAUUUUUUUUUUGUUAUCGGAACUGAUUUGUUUUCAGUUCGCCCUCGUAUCGAUAAAAAAAAAAAA